GUUUGCGUCCCCGUGCUCUUCCGCUGUUAAAUGUUGCCACCAUUUCCAGGCUUCGAUUUUCCACCAGCGAUAAUCGUGAUUGAUCAAAGCGUUUUAUUGCUGGGACAAAUAAAUAACUUUAGAAAAUAAAAGGCCUCUGAAACCGGCUGACACGAGAUGACAGAUAAAAGAUGAAGCCUGUAGUGAAAUGUCUGCUGGUGCUUAACAGCAUACUUAUAACUGUUCUAGGUGCUGGGCUGACUUUGGUGGGCGUGAUCAUCAAGUUUUACACGGAGUUGAUUGAUGGCUACCUUACACCAAUCAUCAAGCUCCUAUCGGCGGGAGGCGGUACCGGUGCCGAUAUUUGGACACUGUACAACAUGAACUCCAUUGCUUUGCUAGCUUUCGGCGUAGCCGUCAUCAUUUCAGGCUUCUUCGGAUGUUAUGUGGCCGCAUGUCCCAAAAAGCAAACUGUCACUGCUUACAUGGUGAUUAUGACGGUAAUGAUAAUGUUACAAAUUACGUCGGCGGCUUUUAUCCUAACAAUGAAAGUAGAGAAUGAAAUCAAAGAUACAUUGAAGAUCAAUCUUGUAAACAUGUACUAUGGGGACGAGGCGAAGGACGAGUAUUCUUCCGCCUGGAAUUACGCUAUGGUGGAGUUUAGUUGCUGUGGUGCAGAGUCGGCCGGAGAUUUUAAGUUGGCAAUUAACUGGGACCAUGAGAAGACGGGCGACAACGGAACUUACACUGUUACCGUUCCAGUCACGUGUUGCAAACUGCCAGGAAAAUAUCCAGGCUUUGGUGAACCAAACAACGAGAACUGCACUGUGAACCCAACCACGGAAAAUUCGUACUAUCAACAAAACUGCUAUGAGAAAUUUGAAGACUAUCUACAAUAUUACGAAAUUCUUAUGAGCUGCUCUUGUAUUGGAGUCGUUGUCUUUGAGGGACUGUCUCUGGCAAUACUGGUUGCAGUUUCCAUGGAAAUGAAAAGGAAGAGGAAUAAAAUUAAGCAAGCACUUGUAGAUGAAAGUCAGGACUAAAAUUGGCGCGCUUUUUAGAAUACUUUGACUUGUUGCUUAUGAAGAAGUAUGGUCAAAAAUCUUUAUUUGUUAUUAAUUUUUUCAUGGGCACAGACAUGCCUUGAGAUGAACAUCAAAAAUGAUCUUUUUUAUUUAUCUUCACCAACAGUCAGUGUGAUAAUAAAAAAAAUGACACUGAAUUAAUAUUAUCAAAUUGUACUUUAUUUGUAUAUUGAAUACUAGUAAGAUUAAAUUCCAUUUACAGCUGCAUAUAACUCACACUUUUGAGAGCCUUUGUACAUAUUUUAUUUUUUGAAAAAAAAACAGCAAGUUAUAUACAUUAAAGAAAGAUAUUGAUGCGUGAAUUUAAAUGACUUAGUUAUCUUAUGUAUUCCAUAACUUUAAUUUUUUUAUCUUAUUUUAUUAAUAAAGCGGCAAGAAGCAAAAGAAAAUAUAAAUCUCAUGGAGAUUUGUACCGUGCCUUGUUAGAUAAUAUAAACACUGUUUCUUGUAUAUGUGCUUACUAACCAUACACACGUUGCUUUUGAACAUGCUGUUCCAUAACUGGAAAUUGUUUGCAGCUGAAACUUGCGACAGAAGUGUGAAGUAAAAAUAUAUUAAAUUAUGCACGCGAUUAUUGUUCGAUUUAAAACAUUAUCCCGGACUGCACAAAAUUUUAUGUAAAAAGAACAAAAACAACACAAAACAAAAACUUGUACAUGGGCUUCACAGUGGAGUGUCUCCCAACCCAACUGAGAGGCCGCUACUGGUUCUUCUAAAGAAAAAAGCACUCUGUCACCAGGCACGUGGAAAAACAUGAUUGUUUAUUAAUAAAAAAAGCUAGGCUAAUCAAACCAGGCAUCACUGUGUGUAUUUAUGUAUGUAUGUAUGUAUGUGUGUGUGUGUGUAUGUAUGUUUGUAUGUGUGAUCAAAAUUCAAUGUUUAAUUAUAUUUGUCCCGUUGUUGAUUCCGUUAAAAAUUUUAACAUUUUAAACAAAUAAUCAUGUGUCACAAGAAUGACAUUUUCGGUGAUGUGAGGCCAUCAGGUAAAGGAAAUUUGGUGACAUCCAUGACGUAUUCUGCAUUUACUAAUGGUAUUAUUUUGUUGGAAGUUGUUAAUUGCGCACAUGUUGUUAAUUGUUAAUGAUGUGAUUUUGAUAAAGAGCUUUAACUGUA
This is a messenger RNA of Mercenaria mercenaria, 2177 nucleotides long. Its product is annotated as tetraspanin-1-like. Bases 171 to 1022 code for a protein of 283 amino acids. The transcript is spliced from 9 exons. Gene Ontology annotation, cellular component: membrane. The record is from RefSeq and is a predicted model, not a curated record. NCBI's taxonomy places the organism in Eukaryota, Metazoa, Mollusca, Bivalvia, Venerida, Veneridae.